Molecule: messenger RNA, 372 nt
Organism: Didymodactylos carnosus
Lineage: Eukaryota; Metazoa; Rotifera; Eurotatoria; Philodinida; Philodinidae
Source: the annotation of a GenBank genome assembly
AUGACCACACUUAUUGUAACAAUUAUUGCUGGAAAAAAUUUAAAAGAUGAAGAUAUGGGUGCUGGUAAGAACGAUGCCUAUGUUGAAGUAUAUGUUGAUGAUGAUUAUAAACAACGAACUAAAACAAUAAAUGAUUCAAAUAAUCCAAAAUGGAAUGAUCAGAUGGAUUUUAAUUUAAAUGGUAAUGAAAGACAUUUACAUUUACAUGUUUAUGAUCAAGAUACGGGCAGUGAUGAUUCAAUUGGUUCUGCUCAAAUUGAUUUACAGGAAAUUAGACAAGGUGGUUAUAAUAAAUGGGUUCCAAUUCAUGAUCAUGGCUUUGGUAGAUUAGGUAAAGAUGGCCAAGUUCAUGUUAAAGCGCAUAUAAAUUAA